Messenger RNA from Symbiodinium pilosum, 905 nucleotides. The record is from the annotation of a GenBank genome assembly. NCBI's taxonomy places the organism in Eukaryota, Dinophyceae, Suessiales, Symbiodiniaceae.
GCAUGCAAAGCUUGUCUCCCCAAGAGGCUGUCAGCGUGCUCUACUCCCACGCCUUCUUGCGUCUCUGGCCCUCCGAGCACAGCGAGAUGAGCGAGGAGCUAUGGCAGGCGUUGGAAGAGCAAGCCUUAUCCUCCCCGUCCCAGCCACCGGAGCAGUUGCUCAAGCUCUGCCACAUCCUUUUUCUCGCCCAGCGUGUGGAUGAGGCGUCCAUGCCGAAAGUCCUCAACCUACUGGAGAAGGCAGCACCACAGCUGUUGCAACGACCUUCCUGGAGGACUUCUUUGCGGCGGCGCGUGCUGCUGCUCCGUAGUGCCCUCCGAUACCUCCACCGGGAGGUGUAUGCCCAGCUGCCCAAGGACGUCAAGCAGAUCUUCCGCAGGGCGCACCGCAUGGAGCCUGAGAUCCCGCAGACGCAACGCAUGGUGCUCUUCGUGAGCAAGCUGAGCCAUGCGUUGACAAAGCUGAAGAUAGGGCACGUUGCGCAUGCGGAGCGUGGCCCUUUCACUUUCGAUAUUGUGGAACGAGAUCGCAAGAUCAUCUACGAGUGCAACCACUUUGAUCGCUUCUACACCUCCUCCACGGAGAAGAUCGCUUCGAUGUGCUUGCAGGAGCGCAUUGCGAAGGCCAUGGGAUAUCGAGUGAUUCAGGUUCCCCAUUGGCAUUGGAAUAAGAUCAAGCACAAGCGUCAGCGCAUCGAGUACAUCCGCAUGUCUAGGUAUUACGCUUUGAAGGACCGCCGGGAGCUCGCCCCCAGGGACGCUCCGGUGCGGGAUCCAGCGGUAAACGAGUUCGACUACCUGGGCGAGUAUUUCUACCGAAAGGACAUGCCUUCGUCACACUGGUCUUGGUUCCAACCACGCUACGACGCCAGCAAGCGCAUUCCCGCCAGCACUGGACUGCUGUAG